AUGCGAGAAAUAGAGGCAUAUGGACCUAUGGCCUGUAUAUUUCAAGAAUUUCGAAUUGAGGAGGACUCUGUGAUGUUUGUAAUAAAUCUAACAGUUCUCCUUGACUGUCUCACAAUAUUUAGUGCAAGUUCCCUGCCAGGAGUGACAACAGCCCUGAGGAUGUGUUAUCGUGGAUACGGAUAUCCAUUGACACUGUUUCUGGAGGAGAGUGGUGUGGUAACUGUCUGUAAGAUUCAGACUCAGGAACCAGAGGAAACUCUUGACUUUGACUUCUGUAGCACAAAUGUUGUAAAUAAAAUAAUUCUGCAAUCAGAGAGCCUUCGGGAGGCUUUUGCUGAGCUCGAUAUGAGCAGUGAGGUGCUACAGAUCACAAUGUCUCCAGAAAAACCCAAUUUCAGGUACUGAAUUAACUUCAAACUCAAAUAGGCCUUAACAAAGGCGCGUCAUAAUCUGUGUCUGACAUUCUUCAACGUUCUAACUUUUACAUUUUGCUCAGGAGGAAGCUUUUCAGCCCUCACUACAAGAAGUAGAAAUAGGAGUAGGCUGUUCAGCCCCUCAAGACUGCUAUGCCAUUCCUUAGGAUAAUGGCUAAUUCAGCAUUUCUCAUAUCCAUCUUCCUGCCAUUUCCCCAUAACCCUUGAUUCCCUGACCUAUCUUGGCCUUAAAUAUGUACAAGGACCCUACUCCCACAGCUCUCCAUGGCAAUGAGUUCCAAAGACUAUCAACCCUCUGAGAGAAGAACUUCCUCGUCAUCUCAGUUUUAAAUUGGUGCCCCUUUAUUCUGAGACUAUAUGGUCUGGUCUUCGACUCUCCGAAGAGGGGAAACAUCUUCUCAGCAUUAACCCUGUCAAGCCCCUUAAGAAUCCUCUAUUUUCAAUGAGAUUCUCUCUCAUUCUUCUAAACUCCAGUGGGAAAAGUACCGACCUAUUCUUGUA
Rhincodon typus (whale shark) is the source of this 935-nucleotide messenger RNA. Its product is annotated as cell cycle checkpoint protein RAD1-like. The transcript has 3 exons. The record is from RefSeq and is a predicted model, not a curated record. Gene Ontology annotation, biological process: DNA repair; DNA damage checkpoint signaling. Lineage: Eukaryota; Metazoa; Chordata; Chondrichthyes; Orectolobiformes; Rhincodontidae. Bases 1 to 405 code for a protein of 134 amino acids. Gene Ontology annotation, cellular component: checkpoint clamp complex. Gene Ontology annotation, molecular function: 3'-5' exonuclease activity.